Molecule: messenger RNA, 1035 nt
Organism: Cuscuta epithymum
Lineage: Eukaryota; Viridiplantae; Streptophyta; Magnoliopsida; Solanales; Convolvulaceae
Source: the annotation of a GenBank genome assembly
GCGGGUACCAGCCCAGGCAGCCGGGCUUGGUUUUCCGGUACCAGUACCAGCCCGGUACCCAGACCAGGGUUGAAUAGAGGUUGGCUUCAGGCCUGGUCCCGGCCAAACGGCUAGAUUUAAAAAAACAAUGGGCGGCUAGAUUGAACACCAUGUCCCACUCUUAUAUAUAGAGGUUUGAUGAUUUUUGCAAAGACUGUGUUUCUUUCAUGUUAUCUCUCUAUAAUCUAAAGCAUGUAAGGAUGUUAGCAUGGCUCAUUUACCGUUUGAACAGUCCCCUUCUGUUACUCAUUUUUGCCGCAACCCACCCAAACGGAUUCCUCCGUUUUCUUCCCCUUCUAUUUUCCUCUUCGCAGGACAGGGAUCGUUCGCGCACUGUGGAUGCUUUUCCUGCAAGAUGGAAAUCUCUCUUCUCUCUCGUUUGUGUUUCGGAUUUGAGAGCUCUCUUCAUCUGCCGAAGCUGCCUAGCCUCCAGUCUUCCGCUGAUUCACGCUCUUCGUGCUCCAGAAGUUUGGAAGUUCGUCAAAGAAAUUCUCUGGCAUACAACCAUUAUUCAGAAUCUGAGCCCUCGAUCAAGGAGGAGGAGACAUAUAUAGUAUAAGUUUAAGGACACAUCCCUGGACAUUUUUCUUUCGGAGGCCGCCCAACAAUCGUUGAUUGUAAUGUUGCUGCAACCGAUUAUCAAACAACUCGGAUAAUGCAUGUUGGGUUCUGCUCGCUCCAGAAUAGAAGGCGGCCGAGCUCUUCUGCUGCUCCCUGGUCUUCUGUCCGGAAACAGAAGGCAUAGGUCUUCUGUCCGGCAACAGAAGGCGUAGGUCUUCUGUCCGCUGUGUCGCCAGAAGGCGUAGGUCUUCUGUCCGUUUCACGUUAUUCUGAACUUGUGAAUGAACGCUCGCUUCACGUGUGAUUUCAACUUAUAAGAGUGUUGAAUCCCAGGGAAAGGACUCCACGGAGUAGGAAAGAGCUGCUAUGGUUGAAUUAUUUCUUUUUCUUCACAAACUUCCAGUAAAAAAUUUACUGUUACUUUUUUUUUAUAAG